Synchiropus splendidus (mandarinfish) is the source of this 878-nucleotide messenger RNA. RefSeq names its product GABA(A) receptor-associated protein like 2 (gene gabarapl2). Gene Ontology annotation, biological process: autophagy of mitochondrion; cellular response to nitrogen starvation; macroautophagy. The transcript is spliced from 4 exons. Gene Ontology annotation, cellular component: cytosol; autophagosome; autophagosome membrane. NCBI's taxonomy places the organism in Eukaryota, Metazoa, Chordata, Actinopteri, Syngnathiformes, Callionymidae. The record is from RefSeq and is a predicted model, not a curated record. The coding region runs from base 167 to 526 and encodes 119 amino acids. Gene Ontology annotation, molecular function: ubiquitin protein ligase binding.
CAUCCGUCUGUCUGUCAGACGGUGACGUCACCCCCAGCGAGCCAUCUCGGACGCUCCAUCAGAUAUUUUGUUUUGUUUUCGUCGCUGUUUAAGUGCAUGUUUUUGACGCCUCCGGAGCCCGCCACACCUGCAAGCGUCACGCCUUCGCGCGGGGGAAGCAGCUACCAUGAAGUGGAUGUUCAAGGAGGACCACUCGCUCGAGCACCGGUGUGUGGAGUCAGCCAAGAUACGCAACAAAUACCCCGACAGAGUGCCGGUGAUCGUGGAGAAGGUGUCGGGCUCUCAGAUCGUGGACAUCGACAAGAGGAAGUACCUGGUGCCGUCUGACAUCACGGUGGCCCAGUUCAUGUGGAUCAUCAGGAAACGCAUCCAGCUGCCUUCAGAGAAAGCCAUCUUCCUCUUCAUCGACAAAACCGUGCCCCAGUCCAGUCUGACGAUGGGGCAACUGUACGACAAGGAGAAGGACGAGGACGGCUUCCUGUACGUGGCCUACAGCGGGGAGAACACCUUCGGUGAACACCACUGACUGCCUGGCGGAGCUCGUCUCUUCCCAACACACACACACACACACACACGCAGACACUGUCCGACGGGACUUUGGGAACAAGAGCAUCAACACGACUCGCAGUACAAGCUAUGACCUUUUAGCCGAAUAUUUGAGGAGUACUUCCCACGCGGCAGUACUUUCUAUCAAAGCAUUGUUUUUAUCAACACUUCCUACCAAACAAGGGGCAGCACACAGAGCUCCAGACCCAGCAACACCGCGCUCACACGUCACUCGGAGCUGCGCUUCUCCAGGUGACCACCACACAACUGCUCCAAUUGACAGCCAAAUCAUGUGAAUAAAAGCUGAAUAUUUAAUAAAAUCUAUGAAACCA